This is a messenger RNA of Heterotrigona itama, 630 nucleotides long. Lineage: Eukaryota; Metazoa; Arthropoda; Insecta; Hymenoptera; Apidae. The record is from the annotation of a GenBank genome assembly.
AUGGAUCGAACCGAUCGUCGGUUUCAGCUGCUCAACGAAGAUGGAUCGAUGAACUCGGUAGUUGCGAAGACGCGAGACAAGUAUCCUGAAAGUUUUGGAUCAAAAUAUCGAUCAAACCCUGUUGAUAAGCUGUUUUUAAUACAAACAACGCAACGAAUUCUAUUGCAAAUAUUCUCCGUCCGUCACUCCCCAAAUCGAAUCCUCUCGUCGGACAAAGAAGGACGAAAAGAUCGCUUCGAGGUGCGAAUCGGAGGUGGUGCUCGGUUCGCGAGCCGGGGGGGGGUAGAGGAAGAGGAUGAAAGAUGGAUGCCGGUUGAAGCGAGGCCGACUGGACGGACGAGGCAAACAAACGAACCGUUAUGGGCGAUCACGAUCCGGCUAAGGUGGAGCAACGCGACAGGAUAUAACCGCAGACCUUCGUCGGAACGAGGAUACACGUAUCUCGGAAGGUCCUGGCCACCGAGUGGUAUGCGCCACUCUCUGUACUCGCGUAAUCCUGCACAACAGCUGGCCGAACCAGUGUACCCAGAUGCCUAUCGACAUUCCGUCCACCCACGAUCACAUCGUGGGCUACGUCUCGAGGCUCUCGAGUCGAGCAGAGCAAAAGCAAAGGCCGGCGAUUCACGGUGA